This is a messenger RNA of Clonostachys rhizophaga, 393 nucleotides long. The record is from the annotation of a GenBank genome assembly. Lineage: Eukaryota; Fungi; Ascomycota; Sordariomycetes; Hypocreales; Bionectriaceae.
AUGAGCGAAUGCUGCGACAAAUAUCUAUCGAGCACAAAAGGACAAGCGCUGAAAAGUGUCGGCGCAUUCUAUCCGCUACAGUCUUUGCAUUCAGACCGCCUCCAUUUGCAUGAGCUUCAUGCUCUUUCUGGGCUUGAAGAGUACAAUUCAAUAGCCGAUGAUACCAUGUUAUCUCAUCCACCAAUCAGCCAAAGACUUCAUCUGACAGGGACAUCUGUCAGAAACAGUCCAUCUUGUGAACCACAAGAAACACAAUAUGAGCUAUUCCGAAGCUCAAUGGAAUUUAUGAGAGAUGUUCUGAAGUGGGACAUAUACGAUCUAUUCUUUCCCGAAUCACAAUCGACAAGACCAGUCCACCGGAUCCCAACCUUUGAAAAAAGCAGGGCAUUAUAA